Molecule: messenger RNA, 1498 nt
Organism: Telopea speciosissima
Lineage: Eukaryota; Viridiplantae; Streptophyta; Magnoliopsida; Proteales; Proteaceae
Product: outer envelope protein 39, chloroplastic
Exons: 11
Coding region: 188-1270 (360 amino acids)
Biological process (GO): embryo development ending in seed dormancy; chloroplast organization
Cellular component (GO): outer membrane
Source: RefSeq, a predicted model, not a curated record
CCUCUCCCGUGCUAGACGCAAAGAACAAACGCCAUCUCCGCUCGAAUAAGAGGCGGAACUGAGAAGCCCUUCCACCACUCUCCAGCAACGUAACGACACUUAAAUUAACUUUUCCUUUCAUCAUCCCAUUUGAAGUUCGUGAAAACAGAUUUGGGUUCGUUUAAUUAAUGGUUGCAGAAGUAAUGGAAUGGGAGCUCAAAAGAGCAUCCAUGCAGGCAAAGCCAAGAUAGAUGUAAAUGUGGAUUUCACUCACAAGCUAUGUGCAGCUUUAAUGCUUCCUCCAUUCAGGGAUUCUGGCCAUCCAUUUUCUCAGAUAAUUGGAAGUCUUUGUAUCAAACACCCCAGUUUGUUUGGCGGAAGUGAGAAGCUUGACGUGUCCGUGGAUAAGGGACUGUAUGAUUCUAAUAUCUUGAUAGCUUUCAGAAGGCCGAGACCCCAGGGUGUCGCCCAACAGUCUUUCGUUAUUCAGCACUCAAUCUCUCCCGAGAUUGGAGUCCAUGGGUUGCCCAUCGACAAUUUCUCCCGCUCAGGAAGUGGGGGUAUCAAUUUGUGCCGCUUGUCAGCUGGAGUUGAUGUAAAUGAACCUGCAAGUUCAAAUUGGACCAGCACCACUAGCAUAAAGUUUGAGCAUGUCAGACCAAUUAAUGAUGACGGCCGCUUCAUAAGCAGAGACCUUGACGGGUUUCCUGUGACCUGCAGUGGCACAUCACACGAUAGUAUGGUAGUUCUGAAGCAGGAAUCUCAUUAUGUGAAGGCCAAUGAUCAUAGUUUCUCGCAAUUGAAACUUCAAAUGGAACAAGGCAUUCCUGUUCUAUCCAAGUGGCUAAUCUUCAACAGAUUCAAAUUUGUUACAUCAAAGGGGGUUAAACUUGGGCCUGCAUUUUUCUUGGCAAGCCUGACAGGUGGUUCCAUUGUAGGGGACAUGGCACCUUACCAAGCAUUUGCAAUUGGCGGUCUUGGUAGUGUUCGAGGAUAUGGUGAGGGUGCUGUAGGAUCUGGGAGAUCUUGUCUCAUCAUGAACAAUGAAUUAACAGUCCCUUUGAACAAAAUUUUGGAAGGUGCUGUUUUCAUGGAUUGUGGUACGGACUUGGGCUCUGGUCGCCUUGUUCCAGGAAAUCCUUCUCUUAGGCAUGGAAAACCUGGGACUGGAGUUGGAUUCGGAUAUGGUCUUCGGUUAAAGUCUAACUUUGGUCAGUUUCAGAUUGAUUAUGCCAUUAAUGCCUUUCAACAAAAGACUGUCUACUUUGGCAUCAGCAAUGUUGUGGGAUGAAGGUUACGUUGUUCCAAGAAGAUGUAUGCUUCAUAUUGAAUUUUCGUGGUCCAUUGAAAAAUAUCAUCAAGGACAAUCAUAUGUCAAACAGUUCUUUGAGGAAUGACUUAGGGGGAUUGAAACCUUUAUCCCUCGAGGCUGAAAAUACCAGACCUGUGGUUUGGUUCUAUGUCACAACACUUGUGCCUCCAAAUUUGAGUAAAUAUUAGCACAGAGUGGUUUCAAUUU